UAUAAAUUUAAAUUAAGAAAAACUAACAUUGAAAAAAACAAAAAGUGAAUGUAAAAGAAAAAACUGACAAAUAAUAUUAUAAAUAAAAUAAAUUUAUAAGACACAAUCCGCGCGAAGCGCGGAAAAAAUCUCUAGUUAUUAUAAGUUUUGUUAAAGAAAGCACGUUGCUAUUUACUUUAUUUCUAUUAGACACCGUCCUUCUAGAAGCCGACCCCCCCAAUACUCGCACGUCAUUAAUUUUGCAUACGAACUCCCGUAUUCCGAAACAAAAUGAACCACGACUACAAAAGUGCUCAUAAAAUAAAAUUUAAAUAGUAUAAAACAUCGUGAGUCGUCAAUAAUAAUGGCCACAUUCUGAUUGUGCAUAUAUAUUACAUUGAUACGCACCUGCUGGUGUCGAUUAGCUUGUCAUAAUCCUCUGUUAAGACAAAGAGAAAGAAAAAAAAAAAGAAUAUGAACACAACCAAGAAGGUGUUGGAUGUGUCACCGUUCUUGCUAUUAGAAUCAUCUGCAGAUUCUGAUUCCUAUCGCCAAGGCGGAGGCGCCGAUCAGAUCGAGGGUUCCCACGACGGCGAACCCAAUGUUAACAAUAACAAUUACGCGGAUCGAGAUGAUACUGAUGAGUCUUGUACUGCCAAUCCAUACGAGACGUCUUGUGUGACGACCUGGACACCGAUUUUCGAUGCGGAGGAUACGGUGAAAGAAGAAAUAGUUCUCACAGCAGGGGAGGAAGAAGACGAGGACGGAGAAGGAGAGGUGAACAGCUACAUCAUAAGAUAUAUGAGAAGUCAACGUGAAAAUCUUACCGUUGAUUCUAGUGCGGUGGUGAGUGAGAUGGAUAAAAGUCGAAUGUUCUGGGAAGCUUGUCUCGCUUCCUGAUCUGUCUCAGUGAGAGGGAAAACGAACAACGUCUUCUUGUCUAAGCUAACUAGGUCUAAUACAUGUCUAUCUAUUUUUUUUAUUUGUUUGGGAUUUUUGCUUGCAAAAGUGUCUAAGAAUCACAUCUACCCAUCAAUUAUGUCCACAGAUUUUCUUCAUCAAAUACCAAAAGUAUCAACAUCAAUCUAAUCGAGUUCUCUUGUUAAUUAAUAAUAAUAAAUUUAUGUUUUCACAUGUAUCCAGCUACAAACCCUUCGACAUCUAAUUAAACACUAAGAAACAUAAAUUUAUUAUUAUUAAUAACAUGAGAACUCAAUAAUUUGAUAGUUUCAAAUUUAAUACAGUCCCCCUCUGGUAUAUAUGAAUACAUGUGAAAACAUAAAUUUAUUAUUAUUAACAAGAAUACAUACAUACCAGAGGGGGACUGUAUUAAAUUUGAAAAAGGAGAAACAAGUAGGCAGUUUUUAUUUUUAUUUUUGACGAAAGUAGUAGGCAGUAUUUGUUUGUUGUACAAGUAGGCAGUAUAAUAGUGUACAAGUGGUUUCUUCAUCAAGGAUGCUUUACUAAAUUACUCAAUGCUAAUUGCUUACCCAAUAAUUUGAUAGUUUCAAUUGGAAACCAAUUUUCUUGUUUUAAAUAAACAUCGAUUCUCUACAUAAAAUAAAACAUAAAGAUUCCAUAGCUAGCAAAGCUAAAGAACAAGAACAAAUAAAAGAAAAGUUUGGUGGUUUUACUAUGUAUAUGUGAGCUUCAUCUUUUUUUGACCGAUAAUUGAUUUGAUUUUUCGAAAAAGUCGAUAGUUGAUUUGAUAGUUGUAUAGUGUAUACUUUUAGAUGCUUUUUAAUUACUGGUGUAUCGUAUAUUUAUAUUGGAUUCACCAACAAGAAUCUUUAUAGUCUAGUGACCACUUUUCCACACAUGGAAGUUAAGCUUAUGAUGAUCUUUUGAUGUUAGUCGAAUCUACUAGUUAUGAGCUGGGUUAUUCUAUUAAUUCAGUUAAUCGUCGAGUUGAAAGAAUCCAGCCUUAGUUAUGAAAAAAAGAAGAAGAGUGAAAUAAGGGAAUAUUAAAAGUGGAGGAAAUUCAUAAAGAACCAUAUAAUAAAAGUGUUUUGGAAUAUAAUAGUUUUGUACUAAAGUGGACCAAAUGCUUCUUUUUCGCGCAUGACUGUGAAUGAAACACAAUACUCGCCACUGAUUAGACUGUACUAUACAAUUUAAUCUACUAAAACGAAAAAUAAACUAGGAAACUAACUUUGAUUUCUUAUGAAAUAAUACGUAAUUGUCCACUUAGGCACUUAGGAAUGCAUCGGGUGGAGACUAACAAUUCCUCACUUUGAUCCGGACCCUUUUUUCUCUGGCACCUAAUUUGAUGAAUAUGAAAGCUGAUCUCCUGUAUAUGCUCUUUUCUGGCAAUUAAUUUGAUGAAUAUGAAAGCUAAAUCAAAAUCAGUUGCAAAAAAAAUAAAAAUAUGAAAGCUAAAAUCUCACAUAUAUCUUUUAUAGUGGUGAGUUCCUAUUUUGUCCAAAAGUUCCAUGUUUAAUGAAUACUAGAGAGUUUGACAAAAAAAAAAAAUGAAUACUAGAGAUUGGUGCGGAUAUUGGUUAUUAUAUUUUAUACAUUGAUAUUUGUUUUUCAUAAUUAGUUUUAUAUAUUUUAGAUGAGUCGUAAUAUAACUAAUUAUAUUCAAAAGAUUUUGACGAAUCGGAUAAUAUGGUUAUUUUUAGUUCAAAUAUACAAACUCAUUUUAGAUACAUUUGUUAUUUAGAUAUUUUUAGGUUUCUAUACAUCAUAAUCGAAUUCAUCCAAAUCCAGAAGAAGUCAACUCAAAAACCACACAAAGAUUUAUAAUAUUCAAGAUGUGCCUAAUUU
Molecule: messenger RNA, 2748 nt
Organism: Brassica rapa (field mustard)
Lineage: Eukaryota; Viridiplantae; Streptophyta; Magnoliopsida; Brassicales; Brassicaceae
Source: RefSeq, a predicted model, not a curated record